This is a messenger RNA of Drosophila takahashii, 2103 nucleotides long. It is a transcript of the gene AnxB11, whose product is annotated as Annexin B11. The record is from RefSeq and is a predicted model, not a curated record. Gene Ontology annotation, molecular function: calcium-dependent phospholipid binding; calcium ion binding. Gene Ontology annotation, cellular component: cytoplasm. Lineage: Eukaryota; Metazoa; Arthropoda; Insecta; Diptera; Drosophilidae.
GUUGUCCCGCCCUGGCGCGUAGGUCAGUUGAUAAAAUCCCCUCGGCACUACAAAAUAUAUUCGCUAAUUGCCGUCGUCGCGUUUUCAGAUACUUAAAUACUGAAUCUCAAUCACCGGAAACCCCCCACAGAAUAGAAUCUUCCCCAUAAUGUAUCCCUUCGGUUCUGGUUCUGGAAUGCCAUCGUACCCCCCUACCUCCACUAAUCACCACGAGCCACCACGGGCGCCUUUUGGAGCUGGUUGGGUGCCACCGAUGCAGCAGAACUCGCCAUACCCGCCCCAGCCACACCCCCCCUCACAACCAUCGCCCCAAAUGCACUACCACCAGCAGCAGCAAUAUCCUGGCCAACAGGGUGCCCCAGCUCCCUAUCCACCAAUGUCGGCACCAUACCCGGGCGCCGCCGCCCCAUCCUACCCACCUUAUCCCAGUUCAAAUCCGUACCCGGGCCAAUUCGCUCCACCGUUGCAUCAGCAGCAUCAGCAGCCUCCGAUUUCGAAUAGCCCCUAUCCCCCGGAUCGUGGAUACACACCAGCCAUGACAGCCGGAUACGAUGCAGGCUAUGGUUACGGACAAGGACAUGGACAGGGGCACGGACAGGGGCACGGGCAUGGACAGGGGUAUGGGAAUGGUCAGGGGCAGGUGCAUCGGUCACUCCCAGCUCACAAAGAGGGAACUCCCACUGUGGUGGCCGCCCAGGGAUUCGAUCCCGUGAAGGAUGCCCACGACCUGCGCAAGGCGAUGAAGGGCUUCGGAACGGAUGAGAACGCCCUGAUCAACAUCAUCUGCCGGCGGACGAACGAGCAGCGCCAGGAGAUCCAGCGCCAGUACAAGACCCAUUUCGGCAAGGACCUUAUCGAGGACAUCAAGUCGGAGACGAGCGGCAACUUUGAGAAGCUCCUCGUCGGCCUGCUGCGUCCCAUCGUGGACUACUAUUGCGCGGAGCUGAACGACGCCAUGGCUGGCCUUGGCACCGACGAGGAGGUCCUCAUCGAAAUCCUCUGCACGCUGUCCAACAUGGAGAUCUAUACAAUCAAAAACCAGUACUUACGACUGUACGGUGCUCACUUGGAGUCCGAACUUAAGUCGGAGACCUCGGGCAACUUCAAGCGGCUGCUCACCUCCUUGUGCACUGCGGCGCGGGAUGAGAGCGGCCGGGUUGAUCCCAAUGCGGCCAAGAACGAUGCCAGGGAGCUGCUCAAGGCCGGAGAACUGCGUGUCGGCACAGACGAAAGCAUGUUCAACAUGAUCCUCUGCCAGAGGAACUACCAGCAGUUGAAAAUGAUAUUCCAGGAGUACGAGGGCAUGACUGGCCACUCGCUGGAGAAGGCCAUCAAGAAGGAGUUCUCCGGCGACGUGAUGGAGGGCCUGAUUGCCAUCUACAGGUGUGUCACCAACAAGGCCGAAUACUUUGCCUCGCGUUUGCACAAGUCGAUGGCCGGAAUCGGAACCAAUGACACCCAGUUGAUCCGUGUCAUCAUCACACGCAGCGAGAUUGAUAUGACGGACAUAAAGGUGGCUUUUGAACGGCUGUACGGCAAGCCGCUAAAGAGCUGGAUCAAGGGCGACACUUCGGGCCACUACAAGCAUGCUCUCUACGCCCUGGUGGGUGAACAGCGGUCAUCUUAAGAAUCUCCAUAUAUUUAUUAUUCAAACCAAAUCGAACUUGAAAUCAAUUAUUCGGAUAUGUCUUACCUUUUUCAUGUAUUCGAUCAUUUACAUACAUACAACAUACACGCCAAGGGAGCCAAACAAUUAUGACCCACUUUGUGGACUUUAAGUGCUCACAAUUAUUACCUGAACAAUUUGAUACCUCUAUAAACACCUAACCUAUGGGUUAGCAAGAGUUGUAUUUGUUUUUUAAUAUUAAAAUACCUUUGUAUUUAAAUGCGCUCGGAAAGACAAAAAGACAUAUAUGUUGAAGUUCCUCGAGUGAAUCACUUGCUACUUUGCUAAUAUUUCAAGUGACCACAUAAAUGUUGCAAUGAAUCUUUCUACCUACCGACUUCGUCUCGACAGUGCCUCAAUGUACCUUUAUUGCCUACUUCAAAAGCAUUUAAAAUUGCAAAAAACAUACACUAAAAUAUAUGCAUAUUAAAACCAAG